Messenger RNA from Anthonomus grandis grandis, 6348 nucleotides. It is a transcript of the gene Dscam2, whose product is annotated as cell adhesion molecule Dscam2. The coding region runs from base 240 to 6209 and encodes 1989 amino acids. Lineage: Eukaryota; Metazoa; Arthropoda; Insecta; Coleoptera; Curculionidae. Gene Ontology annotation, biological process: axon guidance; cell-cell adhesion. The transcript is spliced from 39 exons. Gene Ontology annotation, molecular function: protein binding. The record is from RefSeq and is a predicted model, not a curated record. Gene Ontology annotation, cellular component: plasma membrane; axon.
CGAUAUCCGUCAGUUUUCUGCCGACUCCCUUGUCCGGAUCACCGAGGAGUCCGAUACAGAACCGGGGAAAAUGCCGUAUUUCUAACCCUGUAUAUAUAUUUUUUUUUGGUGACACUCAGGGGUCUACUUGACAGUACCCUGUAUUGGAGUUAGAAGUAGUUAUGACGAUGACUGUAUAGUUUUUAGAUAGAAUUACACGUUAUAGAAUUAUUAGAGUUUAUUGACAUUUCGCGCGCGCGAUGUCGGUGUUACAUUUGUUUUUGGCGGGCUUUUUGACAUUGACAGCUAAUGCCCAAGGUUUCGAUUCCCACCUCCGAGGCCCCGCUUUUGUUAUGGAACCGCCUCCACGUCUUGAAUUUUCAAAUUCGAGCGGGGGUUGGUUAGACUGUUCCGCAUCAGGAAGUCCUCAGCCUUCCAUCGAUUGGCUAAGCGUAGAUGGUACCUCGGUAGGAGACGUUUCCGGGAUCAGAAGAGUGCUUAGAAAUGGAACGUUGUUUCUGAUGCCUUUUCCAGCUGCGUCUUAUAGACAAGAUAUUCACAGUACUGUCUACCGCUGUGUGGCAUCCAAUAAUGUCGGUCGUAUUAUAAGUAGAGAUGUCCAAGUCAGGGCUGUGGUAACACAAUCAUUUAAAGUGGAGGUAGAAGUGAUAACAGCCGCGAGAGGCUGUACGGCCGUAGUAAAAUGCAAAGUGCCAAAUUUCGUUAAGGACCUAGUUAGGAUAAUCUCAUGGGUGCAAGAACCCAGCUUUUUUAUUUAUCCGUCUUUACAAGGAGAUGGAAAGUUUCACCAACUACCCUCCGGUGAACUACUAAUCCACAACUUGGAAUUUAGUGAUCAAUUUCCUACAUAUCGUUGCAGGACAAUGCACAGACUGAGCAGACAAGUAGUGGUUAGCAGUGCGGCUAACGUCAAUAUAGCAGAUCAUAGAGGUAUCGCAGCUCCUGUGAUCAUAGAGAGUUCAGGAACUGUUACUGUAGCGCAAGAUGAAGGAGCAGCCUUAAUUUGCAUUGCUCAGGGAUGUCCUUCUCCGGAAUAUCGGUGGUACUCUCAUGGUAGAGAUGGAAUUGAACCUCCAAGUGUUAUUAUGCCUGGUCCAAGAGUAAGGCAACUAGGACCGGUUUUAGCUAUAGAGGCGGUCACAUCAGAAGACGGUGGCACUUAUCGUUGUACUUCAGCCAACGCAGGAGGUGAAGCUAGCGCUGACAUCCGGUUACACGUACUCACUCAGCUACAUGUCGAAAUAUCCCCGCCAAUAAUAAGUGUUCAUAUUGGUGGUAGUGCUGAGUUUAGAUGUGUGGUAGCAUCAAAACAUGAAAGCACCCAUAUGGUCACAUGGUACAAAGAUGGUAGACAACUACCUAGCACCGGAAGAGGAUCCAGUGAAACCUUGAUAGUAAAUAAUGUGGGUAGGGAGGAUAGAGGAAUGUAUCAGUGCGUUGUGAGAAGAAGUGAGGGAGACACCGCCCAAGCGGCGGCCGAACUUCAACUGGGAGAUGCUCCUCCGGUAUUGCUGUAUAGUUUUAUAGAACAGACUUUGCAGCCUGGUCCAGCUGUAUCCUUAAAAUGUAGUGCUUCUGGCAAUCCAACUCCCCAAAUCUCUUGGUUAUUAGAUGGAUUUCCUUUACCUAGCCAUGGAAGAUUUGUGAUUGGUCAGUAUGUGACAGUACACGGUGACGUCAUAAGCCACGUGAAUAUCAGUCACGUAAUGGUAGAGGACGGUGGCGAAUACACUUGUAAUGCGGAAAAUAGAGCUGGGAAAACUUCACAUUCAGCUAGAUUAAAUAUUUAUGGUCUACCGUACAUUCGAAUUUUGCCAAAAGUCACAGCUGUAGCAGGUGAACAAUUAAAACUAAAAUGUCCUGUUGCCGGAUAUCCGAUUGAGGAAAUACAUUGGGAACGAAGCGGUAGCGAACUUCCCAACGGCCUACGCCAAAAAGUCCUUGCUGAUGGCACUUUAAUCAUAGAACCCGUACAAAAGAAAGAAGAUUCCGGAGUGUACACCUGCUGGGCGAGAAAUAAGGGAGGACAGACAGCUAGAAGAAGUGGAGAAGUUAAUGUGAUAGUACCACCAAAAAUAAGUCCUUUUUAUGCUGCGUCUGCGAUGCAUGUGGGUGACAGGGCAUCGCUCACUUGUUCAGUCACUAAGGGCGACUUGCCCUUAACGAUAACAUGGACCAAAGAUGGUAGAAUUUUAAGUCCCGGUUCUUCUGUUUCUAUAACCCAAGUCGAUCAAUUUACGAGCAUUUUAGUGAUAGAAAGUUUGUCUCCGGAACAUAAUGGCAACUAUUCGUGUGUAGUUCGCAACGCAGCUGCCGAGGUGUCUCAUACGCAACAGCUCGCCGUCAAUGUUCCGCCAAUAAUAGAGGCGUUCAGCUUCCAAGAAGGGCUGAGCGAGGGCAUGCGCACACGAACUGUGUGUGGAGUGAGCGCCGGUGAUCCCCCGCUGACUGUCACGUGGCUGAAGGACGGCAGACCGCUGACGCCCGAGCUGGGGGUCAACGUUACGUCACUGGACGCUUACAGUAGUCUCUUGAGUGUCUCCAGUCUCGAUUCUCGACACUCAGGAGACUUCACUUGCGUAGCUGUCAAUCCGGCGGCCGAAGUCCGAUACACCGCCAAGCUUCAAGUUAAAGUACCACCAAGAUGGCUUGUGGAACCUGUAGAUGUAAGCGUAGAACGAAAUCGACAUGUGGCGCUACACUGUCAAGCACAAGGCGUUCCUACCCCUACAGUAAUUUGGAAGAAAGCUACAGGUUCGAAAUCAGGAGACUACGAAGAGGUACGAGACCAUAUGUAUACAAAACUACUCGGAAAUGGCACUCUUCUUUUACAACACGUCAAAGAAGAUAGAGAAGGAUAUUAUUUAUGUCAGGCUGAUAAUGGAAUAGGCACUGGUAUUGGUAAGGUGAUUCAACUUAGAGUAAAUUCCCCACCAUAUUUUUCGGCUCCUUCAAGAAUGAUUACUGUAAAAAAGGGUGAUACAGCUCUACUUCAUUGCGAUGUCAAUGGUGAUAAGCCUAUAAGUGUAAUUUGGCUGCGAGGUGGUAAGACUGAGCUUAACCCUUCUACAAACUAUAGGGUUAAUGCCAAACAGGACGUUACACCUGAUGGAGUUGCUGCAGAACUACAAAUUUUAAAUGCAGACGCUUCGGAUUCGGGAGCUUAUUUUUGUCAAGCAAGUAAUAUGUAUGGUAGAGAUCAGCAAUUGGUGCAGUUGUUAGUCCAAGAGCCGCCUCAGCCUCCGCAAGGCGUUGAGGCACCAUCUAAAAGCAGUACUUCAGUUAGCCUUAAGUGGGCACACAAAUCAAACGAUGCGAAUGAAGUGUUUAAAUUUAUUAUUGAAUUUAGAGAAGCUGACAGAAACUGGCAUCAAAUUGAACUAACAGAGACUCCUUUGCCAUAUUCUGCUAUUAUAGAUGACCUAAAACCGGCCACGAAAUACAGUUUCCGGAUAAUUGCAGAAGGCCCAGCUGGAAGAAGUCAACCGAGUGACGAAAUAAUAAUAACAACCUUGAGUGAAAAACCGGCUGGACCACCCCUGAACCCCACCGUUCGGCCUAUAUCAUCUACCGAGGUUUUGGUCGCCUGGACUCCACCAGUGUCAGAGUUAAGACAUGGAGAAAUACAGGGUUAUAAUGUAGGUUAUCGAGCCCCUUUUAUGGGCUCCUACAACUUCACCUCCGUAGCGGGUGAUGGUGAAGAAGGUGGUGAAAUAUUACUUAGUGGCCUCAAAAAAUACACCCGAUAUACAAUAGUUGUUCAGGCCUAUAAUGAAGUCGGCUCUGGACCACUUAGCGAGCAAGUCACGACUGAAACUCUAGAAGAUGUUCCUAGUAGUCCGCCAAUGGACAUACGUUGUACCUCGCCUACAUCACAAAGUAUCCAAGUUAGCUGGCAACCCCCACCAAACGAAGACUGCAACGGAAUAAUUGUAGGCUACAAGUUGACUUACGAGCCUGUUUUAGAUGAAAACUCACGUGCUAAUGACGUGAUGGAAACCCGAAAAACUACAGCGCUUAUAACUGUGAUAACUGGCCUUAGGAAGUUUACGAACUACAGCCUUCAGGUGUUAGCUUUUACUAAAGUUGGCGAUGGGGUGUUGAGUCUUCCUCAUUUUUGCCAAACUGAGGAAGAUGUUCCAGGCCCACCUGCAGAUAUCAAAGUUGCAGCAGCAACAACACAAUCCUUGAGAGUGUCCUGGCUUCCACCUCUGGAACCAAAUGGAGUAAUAACAAAAUAUAACCUCUAUAGGAGAAGCACCGAUGGGCGCCAAGAAAUAGACAAUGGAAAACAAAUAAUAUCAAGCCACACUACAGCGUUCGAAGUGAAAAAUAUACAGCAGCACAUGGAGUAUCAGUUUUGGGUAACCGCAGCGACUCGAAUAGGAGAAGGACAAAGUUCUAAAGUUGUCAGCCACAUGAUGACAAGUCGAAUACCCGCAAGAAUAAUAUCGUUUGGAGGAAUAGUGGUACGUCCGUGGCGAACCUCCGUAGCACUAAACUGUGAAUCAGUUGGAUCUCCUAGAAGGGAAUGGCUGAAAGCAGAUCAAAUGUUAAAGGGUGGUGCAAAUCACAACCAACAACUUCUUGAUACUGGAGAGCUUAUUUUAUCGAAUCUGCAAAUAACCGACGCCGCCAACUACACUUGUCAGGUGGAUAACGGACAUGGAACUGAUCGGAUAACAUAUAAUUUAAUAGUCCAAGUGCCUCCCAAUGCACCUUUGCUCUAUGUGACGUCUGCAACCAGUUCCAGUAUUUUAUUGCAUUGGAAAGCUGGAAAAAAUGGAGGGGCACCGAUAAGUGGUUUCACUUUAAAUUACAGAAAAGAACAUGGAAAUUUAGACGAACUAUAUUUAUCCAGACAUGCGACUAGUUUCGAGCUAAAGGGUCUGUCUUGUGGCACAUCAUACCACCUCUACCUAACAGCUCACAAUAAAAUAGGGGCUAGUCCGGCAAGUCAACCCUUACAAGCGAGGACCCAAGGUCAUGCCCCGGGGGUGCCUCCUGCAGCCUCUUUUAUUGGCCCCAACUCCACGAGCGUCUCUUUGAGGCUGCACGUGUGGCCCGAUAACGGGUGCCCUAUUUUGUAUUUUGUGUUGCAAUAUAGGAAGGCACUGGAAAGCCAGUGGACGCUGGUAUCAAAUGCCCUAAAACCACAACGACGUACGUCAAUUACUGGCCUGACCUCAGCUACGAAAUACGUAGUCAAAGUAGAAGCUCACAACGUAGCUGGCUACAGUACUGAAGAAUUUAGUUUUACUACCUUAACCAAAGAAGGAGAUGUUCCUCCCCCAGAUCUUAUAACACAGGGUAACGACAACCAUCCAUUCUACUUGGACGUUAAAUUUAUAAUAAUCGCUGUCAUUAGUACAAUUUUGGGUACGGUUGUGUUUUUGACGGUGCCAAUCUUAAUAAGAAGGCACUAUAAACAGGGUCACAGAGAGCAACUAGACAAUCAACAAAACGCAGAGGCUCAAAGAGAACGCUACUACGCAACGAUACACAAGGUGUCACUACAAGCGGGCGAAAAAAUACCUGAAACGUCAGAGGAUAUAUCGCCGUACGCAACAUUUCAACUUUCUGAGCCGAGCACCUUGGCUCAGAAUACGAUGCUUCACAGUUUUAUGUAUCACGAGCACCCUGUCACUGAAGGGUGUGCCUCUCCGCCCCCAUCUAGUUCCGUACAACGAAAUUCACCUUAUUAUAAUAUUCAAAAAUUUCAAAGUACAAAAAACCACGGUAGAAGAAGAACCAACCGAAAAGACAUCGAUAGUGACGAAAGCGAGUCGGACCAAGAAGGUUUAACGUCGAGCCGGACCGAAUCAUCCAAUCAGCUUGAUAUGAAGCACAAGGCACAAGCCUUUGCUUAUCACGGUACAGUGCAAUCCAGUACUUCAUCCGAUAUUUCACCAAUGUCUGAGCAAAAAUCACUGCCAAGGCGUAAUAGAAACAGAUUCCUAGCUCAAGCCGGUAGGUCCGGAUCCCAACGGCACAUUCUAAGUCAUUUAUCGGUGGCCGAGACGGCCUUCAGCGAGACCACCACGCCAUCUGGCCCCGGAGGCCAAAUCGAACUAUCAGAAGCCGAAUGCGACAUCGACACUCUUAAGAAGCUCAAAUUGGGUCUGCGCAGUUCGCUGUGGUCCAGACCACAGGCCGGUCAGCAAGGUGGUGGUCAACAACCACCCUCUGACUAUUCUAUUGCCGUAUGAAGAGAAAAAAAAAGAUUUUUCUUUUAAAAAUUGUGAAUCUUCCACGGGUAUGGCCAGUUUCGUUUUUGUUUUAUAUAAAUAGGUUACAACCCUCUAAAUGUUCAUAAAGGAGAAUAAAUUGUUAUAAUAAUACUAUUAA